Molecule: messenger RNA, 3642 nt
Organism: Papilio polytes (common Mormon)
Lineage: Eukaryota; Metazoa; Arthropoda; Insecta; Lepidoptera; Papilionidae
Gene: Tmem63
Product: CSC1-like protein 2
Exons: 1
Coding region: 248-2485 (745 amino acids)
Cellular component (GO): plasma membrane
Molecular function (GO): calcium-activated cation channel activity
Source: RefSeq, a predicted model, not a curated record
UCAGUUUUGUGAAUGGGUGAAUGGAAACGAUAAGUCACAAAUAAUUUACAUUUGACUAAUAACUUGAUAUAAUACAGCUGUAAUUGGAUAAAAAUUGUUUCAAUUCUAGAGUUAUCUGUUUAUUGCGGUGAAAAAGUGUAGAAAUAAACGUUUUAUCGAAACGUGUUGUGCUUAUGAUCAUCAGUGAACAGUUAAAUAUGUGAUUGCUUUGUUUUUUCGUAAUAUCCGUCUCUUUUCAAGAUCAACAAUGAAUACUGUAAACGGAAUAAUUUACACAUUUACAUCCAGCAACUCCUCGAAUGCUGCCGAUGAGGGAUGUAUGUUAGUGAAUACAUCCCAGAAUGUUAUUAUUACCGGGGCUUACAACGGAAUACCACAAACGUUAAUUCUUAACGUGAUAUCAUGGUCAUGUCUAAUCGCUUUGUUCACAAUACUGCGACGUACGGCUUGGAACUACGGCCGUAUGGCACUAGUUCAGCGUUCAAGAAAUCGCUGGACUAAUUUAUUCUACCGCGGCGCCGAUGGGGACUCGCUCGUCGAAAGGCGGCGUAGUCAGGACGAGGCUUCAAACAUCGAUGAAGGUUUCUUCGCUUGGUUGCCGGCCGUCUUCCGAGUAACACGCGAGCAGGUUCUUGCGAAAUGCGGUCCAGACGCGGUCCACUACCUCUCGUUCCAGCGACAUGCAAUAACACUAAUGUUUAUUGUUACAAUUGUCUCUAUCGGAAUCAUAUUGCCCAUUAACUUUCAGGGGACAAACUUACAAGUCGAUGCGAAUACAUUCAGUAGAACGACGUUGUCUAAUUUGAAUGGAAGAUCCUUAUGGCUUUGGGCACAUACAUUGAUUAGUAUUUGCUUUUUGCCAAUUUCGGUGUUAAUUAUGAGAAGAUGCACUGGACGGAAACCAGUCCCUACUUCUAUGACUGGAACUGUUAUGAUAACAAAUAUAUCAAGAGGUGAUAGAAAUGAGGCAACUAUUAGAGCAUAUUUCACACACAACAUCCCACAUAUUCAAAUUGUUGACUUACGUCUGGCGUACAAUAUUAACAAGCUCAAUGAAGUUCAAGAGAAGAAGGAAAUGGUCACGGAAGCACUCCUCUAUACUGAUACAUAUUACAAAAAGACUGGAAAAAGAAUAACUGUAAGGAAGGAACUAUGUGGUCCUGAUGUUGAUGCAUUGGAGUAUUACACAAAUGAAGAAAAGCGUCUCAAGGAUGAAGCAAAAAGGUGCCAAGCUAUGGUUCUUAAUGAUCCACUUGGGAUUGCAUUCCUCACUCUACCAUCAUACCAACUGGCUGAACAUGUUAUUAACAACUUUAAUUUGCACCGUGGAUGGGUGCUCACGCAUGCUACGAAUCCUUCGGACAUCGUAUGGGAGAAUCUGAGCGUCCAACCAAGCGUCUGGUAUGUUAAAGCUAUUAUUGUCAAUGUUGCCCUCUUCAUAGUUCUAUUCUUCCUCACAACACCAGCUAUUAUAGUCAAUCUAUUCAACACAUUGGUUGUUAAACCGGACUCUUUGAACAGAAUUAGCAGUAUAAUAUUUGAAUUCCUUCCUACCCUGUUGCUGUGGACGAUGGCUGCGGUGAUGCCGGCGAUUGUUGGCUUUACCGAUAAGUUCCUCUCGCAUUGGACCAAAUCUCAACAGAAUUACUCGAUAAUGACGAAAACUGUCUCGUUCUUGCUACUCAUGACCUUGAUAUUACCUUCUCUAGGAUUGGCCAGUGCGGAGGCUUUUGUCGCGUGGACUUUACACCACGAGAACGAUACGAUGCGAUGGGAUUGCGUAUUUCUACCCGACAAGGGUGCCUUUUUCGUCAAUUACGUCAUCACCUCGGGCUUUAUCGGUACUGCACUUGAAUUGAUUCGAUUCCCUGAGCUGUUCUUGUACGUGUGGUAUCUCUUGCAGUCAAAGUCGAAAGCUGAAAAGAGUUAUGUUAAGAAAGCUAUCCUCUACGAGUUUCCGUUCGGUGUGCAUUAUGCAUGGAGUUUGGCGAUUAUAUCCAUAACCAUUGUGUACAGUUUGGCUUGUCCCCUGAUUUCUCCUUUUGGUCUGGUCUACCUGCUGUUGAAGCACAUAGGGGAUAAGCACAACUUGUACUUUGCUUAUGGACCGAGUGACAUGAGCGGUGUUGGGGGUGGGCGGAUUCAUGCAGCGGCCGUGAGAAUGGUGCGAGUGUCUGUGUUGCUGUUACUCGUGAACAUGGCGGCGUGGGCGGGCUUGCGAUCGGGUUUCGAGGCACGCACUAUAAUCCUCAUUAUGGCGUCAAUUGUCGCGUUCGGUACGUUCCUGCUGCUCAGUCCGUUCCCGAGCUGCACGCCGCCGGCGCCGCUGCAAGCGGAGACGAGCGUGCGUUUCCCGGAGUACGUGGCUCCCGUUCUAUUGAAACCGGUCGAUACCACUCCAGUGUCGACGCCCUCCACGCCCGAUUAUGGUACCAAUUCGCCUGUCAGCAAUCCCAUAUAUAACCCCGACCCUAUAAAUAUAUAAAUUUAUAAUUUAGCGACAUUUAUAAAGAUACCAUUCAAAUAUAAUACCAAAAUAAUAUUGACGGGAUAAGACAAUUAACAGCCACGUUGAUAUUGAUUGGAAAUGAGUAUUAUUGUGAUGUAUGUAAAUAAAAAUAUAAUAUUUUUAUAUUAGUUAUAAUUUAGCCAUUUAACUGUGCAUUAGAAAAUAUCUCUACAUCCUUAUUACUUAAUUCAUUUUGUUAUAUUAAUGAACAAAAUUUCUAUGUAUGUGUUUUACUUAUGUUUUUCAUUUAUAUCUGUUAAAACAAGACUUUAAACAAUUACUUUAUAUAUAUGACAAGAUGUUUUAUUACAAACAAAAUAAUAACCUUUUUUCAAAAUAAUACUGCAAUGAUACUGGCGAAAUCAUCGAAAUACGAUGGGGUCCAGUAUUUAUUAAAAGAAGAAAAAGAUUGCAUAAUGAAUAUGUAAUAAGAAAUUAGCAGUUAAUUUCGCAAUAAUAAUAACUUAGUUAAUUUUAAUGAAUUUUUAUUUAACUAUACCGUUUGUUUGAUUCAAAUUAUUUGAAUUAAAAAUGUAAAGUUUGAAGUCUGCUUAAAAAUCUACUUACGUUAUAAUGUUUACUGUUGCGAAAAAUAAAUUAUUUUAUCUUUUAAAAUUACGUAGUACGGACAAAUAUUUUAACUUAUUACAGAAUUUUCACAUUAUAUUGUUUUCUUUGUAUUUUUUUUAUUCAAACAUUUGAGUUAAAAUUGUUCAUACGAUUAGUCUGGGAAUUUAUUCAAUGAAUGCUUAUUUGAAAUAUUUGUAGUUAAUAACUUAUUAGAAAUUAGUUGUCUCUAUGUAAUUUAUGCAAAAUUUAACAUUGUAGAAUUUAAAAAAUGCACGAUAAAUAAUAAUUGUUCAGAUUAUUUAUUAAAUAAAAAAAACAAGGCACUUUUUCAUAAGUACGUUUGCCGUUUGUCUGUGAUUUGUUGCUUAGAUUUUUAUUUUUUUAUAACUUAUGUACCUUAUAUUUUAUAACGAAUCGUUGUAAUGUAUUUUUUUGUGUAUAAAUAUUGUAUUGAAUCAUUGUUUGUCCUUUGCCUGUGUAUAUAUUUACGGUCCAAUUGGUUAUCGCUGACUCGAUGUACGUUUUAUUUUGCGAUAAUUUUAUCAAAUAAAUGACGUACGAAU